Messenger RNA from Arabis nemorensis, 1911 nucleotides. The record is from the annotation of a GenBank genome assembly. Lineage: Eukaryota; Viridiplantae; Streptophyta; Magnoliopsida; Brassicales; Brassicaceae.
AUGGUUGAUUCUGAAGCUAAGGAGGAUGGUGUGAAGAAAUCGAAGAAGAAAAGGAAGGAGAUAAGGUCUGAUCCUGAGGCUGAGAAUUGUGUUCAGAAAUCGAAGCUAAGGGUUGAUUCUGAAGCUGAUGAUGUUGGAAAUACAGAAUCUGGUGGUGGUAAUGAGAUUGGAAACAGUGAAGGGAAUCGAAUGGAUGAGAAACCACUCGUGAACAAUGAUGGUAAGAAGGAAACGGUAAAGAGAAAGCUUGAUGAUACUGAUUUGGGAGCUGAAGAAAACACAGACAAGUCCAACAAGGAGAUUAAGAAGAAACGCAAGAAGAUGAAACCAAGUGUUGUGGAUCCUGAGUUGAAAGAAAACAACGAGGACUCCUCAACGAAAGAUGCAAUCAAUGAAAAGGAGAAACAAAAUGUGGAUUCAGAAGUUGUAGAAGAUGACUUGAACUCUGUGAAAGAUGCGAAAAAGAAGGAGAAGAAGCUGAGUGAAGAUGCAGAGGCUGUAAAAAACAACAAUGACGGUACGAAAGAUGCUAAGAAGAAAAGCAAGAAGAUGAAACCAAGUGUGGAUCCUGAGGUUGAAGAAUGCAACAAGGACUCCUCAACGAACGAUGCAAUCAAUGAAAAGAAGCAAAAUGUGGAUUCAGAAGUUGUAGAAGACGACUUGAACUCUGUGAAAGAUGCGAAAAAGAAAAAAGGUAAGAAGAAGAAGAAGAAGCUCAGUGAAAAUGCAGGAGCUGAAGAAAACAACAAUGACACAACUAAUGAUGCAACCAAGGAAAAGAAAAAGGAGAAGAAGCAAAAUGUGGAUUCAGAAGUUGUAGAAAAUGCUAAAGAUGCGAAAAAGAAAAAACGUAAGAAGAAGGAGAAGCUGAGUGAAGAUGCAGAAGCUGUAGAAAACAACAACAAUGACGGUACGAAAGAUGCAAAGAAGAAAAGGAAGAAGAAGGAAAAGAGUAGUAAGAGUGUUGAAGAUGUGACCACACCUUCAAGUAAAAGCACAAAAAAGGUGAAGUUUUCUGAUCAACUUGAAGUUUUUCCUAGUGAGGAUGAGGUGGUUAGGGGUAAGCGGUUUACUAAGGAAGAAGAUGCUUUAGUAAAGAAAGCUGUGUUAGAUUACAUUGAUAACCAUGCUUUAGGAGAUGAAGGAUUAGACAUGGUUAUGAACUGCAGGAAAUACCCAGAAAUUAAAGGUUGCUGGAAAGAAAUAGAGUCUGCUUUACCUUGGAGGGCAAGAUCUAGUGUGUACUACCGUGCGCAUAAUCUAUUCGAAGAAGGAUCCAAGGGGAUAUGGACUAAAGAGGAUUUGGAGCUCCUUAGACAGUUUCAUACGAAACACGGGAAUGACUGGAAGACAAUUGCGGAUGCGAUGGGUAAACACAGGGUCCAUGUGAAAGACGCUUGGAGGAGAAUCAGACUGAAUACGAAUAAAGGACAUUGGUCGAGGGAGGAGUACCAAAAUCUCUUUGAUCUUGUGAACACCGACCUUAGGAUGAAAGCAUUCCAUGAGAAGCACUCAAAACAUGGGAUGCUCCGAGAUAACAUCCCUUGGAUGGCGAUAAGCGACAAACUUGGAACACGGGGCCACGUGCAUUGCUGCGAGAAAUGGUAUAAUCAGUUGACAUCACCAAUGGUGGCAAAGGGAAUAUGGGCUAACGUAGAUGACUAUAGGCUCUUGGACGAGCUUACGAACCUGGAUGCUGCUUGUAUCGACGAUGUGGAUUGGGAUAAUCUGUUGGAGAAUCGAGAUGGAGAUGCUUGUAGAAAGCGGUGGAACCAGAUGGUGCUUCAUAUCGGUUCACAGGGAUCCAAAACAUUUGCAGAGCAAGUCGAGAUUUUAUCUCAAAGGUAUUGCCCUGAAUUAGCUGAGGACAGAGAGAAUUUUGACAACAGACCUUUUGAUCCUGAAGAUUAA